Hypomesus transpacificus is the source of this 2129-nucleotide messenger RNA. RefSeq names its product ADP-ribosylation factor-like 13b (gene arl13b). Gene Ontology annotation, cellular component: ciliary membrane; non-motile cilium; motile cilium. The record is from RefSeq and is a predicted model, not a curated record. Gene Ontology annotation, molecular function: GTPase activity; GTP binding. Bases 751 to 1983 code for a protein of 410 amino acids. The transcript is spliced from 10 exons. Gene Ontology annotation, biological process: non-motile cilium assembly; receptor localization to non-motile cilium. NCBI's taxonomy places the organism in Eukaryota, Metazoa, Chordata, Actinopteri, Osmeriformes, Osmeridae.
GCAAGUCUGCAGCCAUAGCAGCAAAAUCGAUAGCAUAAACAAAGCUACCAAAAUCUUUAGCUAUCAGGGCUCUGGUGGUAUUAUUUAGCUAGAUGGCUAGCUUGCUGCAUUUCUCUACGAAGUUGGAUGGUUUAAUUGGAAGGAUCUUUCGAUUGGCAAUUAUUUGACACUUUUCUGAUUUGAAUCUGGUUCCAGCGUAUUGUGGGUUGUCUAUUAAUGUGUAAAGCUGACAAGCUUUGAGCCAGAUAAAUUGCUGCUAUACUAGUAUACAGUAUUGUAGCUUGCUAGAGCUAGUUACUGCAAUGUACACGUAAAGCAGCUAAGCUAUUGCUCCGUUAUCUGAGCUAGCUAACACUAGCUUGAAGUUCCAUACUAGCGAGCGAGCUACGUUGCCAACAUCGCUUUCUGACGUUGCCGCUACUGUAGCUACCAUCCUAUAGUUGUAACAGUACUGUACUUAUAGCUAUAUGCUUAGCAUGAACCCAUUAUUUGCAGAAAAUACCAAAAUGGGGCGAUGAUUAUGGGUAGGUUUAACACAGCCACGUAGAUAGUUAAUCUACUGUUGUUUACCAAUAUUACAAACGAAGGAUUUGGUUAUAUAUUUUGGCAUUCGUGUUUUAACUAACUAGAGCUAGGUACCUUACAGUAGUGUAUUAGCUAGGUGAAAUACAGAUGGCGUUUCAUUGUAAAUCAAAGUAGGAAAGAAAGCUAUAUGAUCCGUUUCCUCAAACAAUUUGGAUUUUGACUGCAAUGUUCAGUCUGAUGGCGAAUUGUUGCAAUUGGAUGAAACGCUGGCGUGAGCCUGCAAGGAAAGUGACGCUGGUCAUGGUGGGGCUCGACAAUGCAGGGAAAACCGCCACCGUCCGAGGGAUCCAAGGAGAGAGUCCAGAGGACGUAGCUCCCACGGUGGGCUUCUCAAAGGUGGACCUGAAGCAGGGCAAAUUCGAAGUGACCAUCUUUGAUCUGGGUGGAGGCAAGAGGAUCCGGGGCAUUUGGAAGAACUACUACUCCGAGUCGUACGGCGUGGUGUUUGUGGUGGACUCGAGCGAUGUGCAGAGGAUCCAGGAGACCAGGGACACCAUGGCUGAGGUCCUCAGACACCCGCGCAUCGCUGGCAAACCUGUCCUGGUGCUGGCCAACAAGCAGGAUCGGGAAGGGGCAUUGGCCGAGGCGGACAUUAUUGAGAACCUGUCACUGGAGAAGCUUGUGAACGAGAAUAAGUGUCUCUGUCAGAUUGAGCCUUGCUCGGCCGUAUUGGGCUAUGGCAAAAAGGUGGACAAGUCCAUCAAGAAUGGCCUAAAUUGGCUGCUCAACAAUAUCGCCAAGGACUACGAGGCCAUCACUGAGCGUGUGCAGAAGGACACUGCAGAGCAGAGAGCCAUGGAGGAACAGGAGAAAAAAGAGAGGGCAGAGAGAGUACGGCGUAUAAGAGAGGAGAGGGAUAGACUAGAAAAGGAGGAAGCGGAGCAAGAGGGCAGGCCCAUCCAGGUGGAGGAGCCUAAUGAUGGCAACAUGCCCAGCCCAUUUCAGCCAAUCAUCACCGUGAUAUCUGAGAAUGAAGACAAACAGAAGAUGGAGAUGAAGAGGCUGCAUGAGACACAGGAGGGUGGGGCCAACCGGCCAAGGGGCGGGGAGGAGGAGGAGGAGGAGGAUGAAGACGAGGAGGAGGAGGAGCCUGACAGUGAGAGACAAACGCCAGAGAGCAUUGGUACAGCUUCAGGCGACCAGACCAAGAAGAAGACCAGGAAGCUCCGUCUGAAGAGGAAACACAGGGUGGACCCCCUGAGGACGGAAGAGGGCGCUCCUGAAAGCCCCACCCCUCCACCCCCACCUCCAGUCGGCUGGGCUACUCCCAAAGUUUCUAGGCUGCCUAAACUGGAGCCACUGAUGGACACAAGACGUUCUGACUUCUAUGGAAAGCCCCUCCCCCCUGUCGCGAUCAGGCAGCGUCCGAACAGUGACACUCAUGAUGUCAUAUCCUAACCCUGCACCCCCUCCUGACAGUUCACUGACCCUACCCGUAUCCCCCAAAUCACAGCUCUCUUCUUUGGUUUCUGUUCAAAGUGCGUGCUGUAUAGAAAAAGGUUCGCCAACCGAAGAAGGCAUGAGAUGCGAUGGCCAAUCAACGU